GUCGCCGAAGCAGUCGCGAAUCUAUCUCCCAGUCAGUCGCCAUGGUCGGUCCCCGCAGGACCGCGCUCCUGGAGGAGAGCGCCGAAGUCGAGGUGCUCUUCGCCAAUAUGGAGAAGAUGAAGGCAAUCACCAAGAAGAUCCAAGGGUCCGUCAAUCGCUUGGAUGCGAGUGGAAGAGCUGUCCAGGAAGCCAUUGGGCCAAUCUACGGCAACACGCAGAAGCUCCAGAUUGCAAACACCAACGUCGAUCGCAUCAUCGACGCCAUAGAGCGGCUUCGCGCCCCCAAGGAAGAGAGUGCCAAGGAGGAGAGGAUCAUUCGUGCCGGCCCUGGACGUGGAGACCUCGACAGCUACAUUGCUUCGCUCGACCGCACCAACCUCAGCCUGCUCGACCUCAGGCGCACUAAUCUGCGGUCGAACGAACAAGCUAUUGCAGAUCUGGUGGGGCUUCUCAAGCUAGGCAACAAACAACUGGAGGAAGUGUUUCGAGGCAUUCUGCAGGAAAGCUGUAGGGACAAGGUGCAGGCAUUGGAAUAUGUCGCUAAGCAAAACCCGUUCCCGCGCAUGGCGCAGGACAAGCUCCAGAGCCUGCGCAGCAUCCAUAACCAUAUCUCCAAGACAUUUGCGCAAACAUCACAGGUCGACCUGUCACAGACGCCUACGCGAAGAAUAUACGCCGACGUUCGGGGCGAAUAUCUGGAAACUACAUUGAGGAGCUUGAUGCAAGCGUCCAUUAGCAUGGCGCGCAAAGUGCAGGCCGAUGCGCUCUACAAAAAGGGGACCAACGGCAUUGGGACAUAUGUGCAGGCGAUAGAGGGGCUUUUUGUAGCCGAGUUCGACAACCUCAGCUACGUCUAUGACAGGGAGGAAUGGAGCGACGUCUAUGUGUCGACGUGCCAGGUCUCUCUGCAGGACUUUAGUAAAACGCUACGCGAGCUCAACGGCCAUGUGCAGAAGAACAUCUUGACAGACUGCUUCCUGGGGUUUGAGAUUUGUGGGCUGGUGCGGGCACUGUCGAUGCGGCUGCAGAAGCAGACGGGCGCGCUCAAGGAUCAGAUCUACGAUAGCGUGAAGCCGAUUCGCGAAACAUCAAAAAUGUCCUUGGGCAAGAUGCUCGAGGACACGCGGUCAAGUACACAGGGGCUCAUUGCGCUGCCUAUUGACGGCGGGGCGGUAGAAAUCACGACGCAGACGAUGCGACGGCUGCAGGAGAUGACAAACUACCUGGAGCCUCUUGGGUCCAUCCUGGCGUCGUUGGGCGAGGGCGGAUGGAACUCGAACUCGGCCAACAACUCGACAACGACACUGGACGUGGGGCCUGACGGCAUGAAGCUGUUUGCAUCAUAUGCAAGCGACACGGUGGAUACUCUGCUACAGAACCUGAGCGGCAAGGCGAAGCUCCUCCUCAAAGGCAAGAACCUGCAGGGCGUCUUCAUGGCGAACAACGUGGCCAUUGUCACGCGCAUCAUUCGCUCGUCGGAGCUGGGGCCGCUGAUGGAGGGCUACUCCAAGAAACUGGCCGACUGGCGCAAGCAGGGCACGGCCAUGUAUCUCGAGGCGUGGCGAGAGCCGUCUGGGUACCUGCUGGACGUGCAGUACACGAACCGCAGCAAGGAGCGGCCCACGUCGAGCGGCAAUGACUCGGCGGCCAUUGUCAAGUCGCUGAGCUCCAAGGACAAGGACACCAUCAAGGAGAAGUUCAAGAGCUUCAACACGAGCUUCGAGGACCUGGUGGCACGCAACAAGACGUACGCCAUGGAGCCCGAGGUGCGCAACCAGCUGUCCAAGGAGGUGCAGAACAUCAUCGAGCCCUUGUACAACCGGUUCUACGACCGGUAUCGGGAGAUCGACAAGGGCAAGGGCAAGUAUGUCAAGUACGACAAGACGGAGCUGAACCGGUCGCUGGCGAGCUUCUCAUGAUGGCGGGCGGAUGAGCGGCGUUGGACUGGACUGGACUAUACUUUGAUUGCUUUGGAGACGCGUACAAUACCCAAUGAUUUGCGUAGAUAAGGAGAAGACGAGGAAGAAGAACAGGGAGGGGGAGGAGGAGGAGAAGAAGAAGACAUGUGGCGUGGUAAUGGACAGGUAGCUGGGGAUGGUGAUAGGGCGGCGAGGCGAGUCGCGGCCAGGCCCCGCCGUGUAAUGUGUAUUGGAUUGGGGCCGAUGCUCGUGCCUCCUCAUUUUACGGUGCCGGCACGUGACGCAGCCCUUUCCGGGAGAUGAGGCUUCGCGACGACGUCUUGCAGCCGGCACACACGAGCACAAAAGGCUGCAUGCCGGCGAAUCGUGUCGUGUCCUUCACCCUUCUUUCUCGCCCGCCCGCUCGCUCGCCCUCCUCCUGCGCGUGUCCAUUGCUCGCUCGUUGACGCCGUGUCUCUGCGGGCGCCCCU
This is a messenger RNA of Exserohilum turcica Et28A, 2389 nucleotides long. RefSeq lists its product as uncharacterized. Gene Ontology annotation, cellular component: exocyst. Gene Ontology annotation, biological process: exocytosis. The record is from RefSeq and is a predicted model, not a curated record. The coding region runs from base 42 to 1919 and encodes 625 amino acids. NCBI's taxonomy places the organism in Eukaryota, Fungi, Ascomycota, Dothideomycetes, Pleosporales, Pleosporaceae. Gene Ontology annotation, molecular function: phosphatidylinositol-4,5-bisphosphate binding. The transcript is spliced from 2 exons.